AUGAGCGGCCGUAAAAUAGCCGCAGCUACGGUUCAGAACCGUACGCAGACUCCCUUGUGGAACUGGGUGAGAAACAAGCUUCUAGCUGUUGAUCGCCAGAAAGUCACACCACCCCCAGGCAUUGCUGGAGAGGACGGAAAGGCUGUUUAUCAAAAUCCUCUUAGAUUCCCAAAAACUCAAUCCGCUCGCCCAUGUUCUCAAAUCCUACCUGAAUUGCCCGGUGGCGUACAUCAUCUCGAGAGUGCAAACUACUACUACACCAGAGAUGGACGUCGUGAAGUUGUUCCUCCUGAGCCACUUUAUUCUGCCAAAAAUACAUCUGUCCGUUAUUCCACUCAAACAGGACAAGACUUGAAGAAAGAAGAGGCUAUCCAAGUUAAUUUUGGACCAGAAUCUAACUUUGGACUUCAAGCUCCAACCCCAGGUUUCGGUGCCACUUGGACUAGAAGUAGGGAACAGGAAUUGCAAACCCAAAAAGAGGAUGCUAGUUUCGCUCAUCUUGAAAGAUUCGAUAAGUUUAGCGCUAGCAAGUAA
Molecule: messenger RNA, 534 nt
Organism: Auanema sp. JU1783
Lineage: Eukaryota; Metazoa; Nematoda; Chromadorea; Rhabditida; Rhabditidae
Source: the annotation of a GenBank genome assembly